AAACUUAGCACCAAUUUUACGCACUUACAGAAUCAUUACUUAUCCAAUCUCACAGUAGUAAUCUACUUCUCCCCGUAGAUCUAAUCAACCUCCAUAUACAUAUGAGCUAUUUAAAAUUAUCAAAAUACUCCUGUACGAGAAGAUUUAAUUUCGAUUUAUUUGCGAUUUAUCACUGCCUGUUUUUUUUUUCUUUGUUUGGUAUGUAUAGUAGCAAUGUAAGGAUAAAGCAACGAGUUUGUAACAGAUAUUUUGCAAGAAGCCUGCCUAGUGCGUAGUUCCUUAAUGGACGUCAUGGUGCUGUAACGUUAGAACAUCAGUCAAUUGAAUUAGUAAUUAAUGUUUUGUACAGCUUUUUAAUUAAUACACUUAACGCGUUACUCUUUUUUUAGUCAUUAUUAAUUAUUAAAAGUAAUAUGCGCGCGUGAAGUCACUGCCAAAUCAGUUACAUUUGACAAUAGUCCCAAUUCAAGCUUAGAAAACGUCAAAGUCGUAAUACCCAUAUACGUGUAUAUGACAGUUAUAUAUGACAAAACAUAUGUAAAAUGUUUGUACUUAUGUCUAAGAUUCUAUAUCUAAUAUAAAUAUUUAAAAAAGAGAUAUUUCAUGUACGAGUGAUCGUUUAUAUAUUUAGUGAGUGGGGGGACUAAUAUCAUGCUAUACAAAUAAAUAUUUUUAAAGCAAAAUUAAUGUAAUAAGUUACACAUUGUAGCUUAAGACGACAACGUUUUAUUCAAUUUCACCACUUGUAUGUUGUUAAAAAAAGGUAAGUUUUAAGAUAUAGACACAUUAUUUUUUUAUAUAACACAUAUUUAUCUUCUGAUGUGUUGCUUAUAUAUUUUGUAUUUUUACAUGUAUACUACAUAUAUGUGUGCUUAUGUAAACCCUUCUCCUCCCCUUUCCUUGUUUAUAUUCGUAUAAUUAAUAGUUUUAGAAAUAAUAACUAUAUAAGAAAUAUAUUAAUAAAUACAUUAUUUGCAUGUACCUCUCAUCUGCAAGUUAUAACAGAUUUUUCCAAAAAAUGCUCCGUAUUUAAAUAAACUUUAAUUAACAUUUUCUAUAAAAAAGAGUAAGACAAAAAAUAGAACUUUAUAUUUAUAUUUUACGCAAUACACAAGAAAAAAUAAAAGUGUGCAAGAGUAUGUGCCCCCGUUGAGUUUUAUAAUAAAAAUAAACUAAGUAAAAACACACAUACAAAGGAAUAAUUAAUACGUGAUAUAUAUAUACCACGUAUGAUAUUCGCUUAAAGUCCUUUCUGCGAAUGUGCAAUAAUACAUUCUUUUACAUUCCAUAUACCUAAUUUUAGGCUUAAGGUAACCAUGAGUUUUAACCCUACGGACUCCGGGGAUGGAAUCUUGAUGUAUUGUUCUCAAAAUGACGAAGGCCUCGGAGAUUUUGCAGCGCUCAUAAUAAAGGACAAGCACAUUGAAUUCCGCUUCGAUAUCGGCUCCGGAAUGGCAACCAUAAGAUCACCUUAUGCAAUCCAACCUGGUGUAUGGACGUACGUAACGAUGAAUCGAGACUUCAAAAAAGCCAAAUUGUCAGUGAACAGCGAGCCAUUUGUGGAAGCUGAAUCACCCGGAGCUUCCAGAACCAUGAUCUUAAAUACACCUCUUUACAUCGGAGGAGUGGAUCGCAGAAAAAUCACGAUCAAUAGGAACGUUGGUGUCGACCAUAGUUUUCGUGGAUGUAUAAGCGAACUCGAAGUUUUGUCAGUCAGUUUGGACAUAUUGAAAUCAUCGAUUGACGCAGCCAAUAUCGAGAACUGUUCGAUGUCUCAGCUGAAUCAGACAAUAAUGCAUACUACUAUCACAACUUUGGCACCAUCUACUCAGCCGCCAACAACAUUGUUCGAUCCUUGCGCAUGGAACCCUUGCAUCCACGGCAUAUGUCAAAGUUCAAAUAUGUAUGAUUAUUCGUGUACAUGCGAAUACGGAUAUGUGGGCAGAAACUGUGAGAAUGUAUUGAAGCAAUGCGAAUUACUUACACCGUGUAAAAAUGGGGGUUCUUGCACCGAUCUUCACGGAUCUUACAAAUGCGAUUGUCGCCUCGGUUACAACGGACAGAACUGCGAAAAGUUGGCAGAGAUCACGUACGAUGUUGCCUUCAAAGGAGAUGGCUGGUUGGAACUAGACAGAUCUGUUAUGACGCACGAAGAAGAACGUGAAGUUUUAGGCCUUGAAAUCAGUACAAAUAAGAGUAACGGACUGAUUAUGUGGCAUGGUCAAACCUUGAAUGAUCUAACACCCGAUGAUUACAUCGCCGUUGCUGUAGUAGAUGGAUACGUAGAGUAUCAGUACAAUUUAGGCUCCGGUCCCGCUGUAAUUCGCGUCACCGCUCAGCGGGUCGAUGACGGAGAACGACAUAGAAUAAUUCUGAAACGUCAAGGAAGCGAUGGUAGCAUCGAAUUGAACGGCGAGCACACCGAGAGCGGUGUAAGCGAUGGACUUCAACAGAUCUUGAACGCAAGAGGUAGCGUUUACUUGGGCGGAUUGCCGGAUUACGCGAUGGCUUACGGAAGAUACCAUGACGGAUUCUCCGGUUGCAUUUACACUUUAGAGGUACAAGACUCAGGGGCUAUCGAUAUCGGCGAGAAGGCUAUCAGAGGAGUAAACGUAUCGCCGUGUACGAGAGUAAGAUGGAUUCCAUCUUCACUCGUAUUCACAGACGCAGACGCAGAUGUAUUCGAUGCGUUUGUCCCACCGCCACCGGUGAACAUUAUUCAUCCGAAACCCGCGUCCAAUCUGGCCGCGUGUGACAUAACGAGUUAUUCAUUGUUAAUUAUACUUCAAAAUUUGAUUGCUUUGACUAGAGAUAUUAAGGAACAAAGUGUACUUUUCGCGCUAUUAUGCGUAGACGCAAUUAACGUUUUCAAGGGCUUAUUAAGCUAAAUAAUAGAGUGUUAUAUAAUACUACAUAAAAUAUAUUCUCGAUCUAACUUGUCGGAAAUACAUGUUUCUCUUUAGACCAAGAACGGCGAUUAUUAAAUCGAACACCAAUGUAUAAUAUUUUAAAAGAUAUGUAUUUCCACAAGUUUGCAUACGAUAUGUAUCUAAUAAAUUUGUAAAUUGUUUAAUGCUUAACCGACAUAUCGGAAAUACUGCGGCGAAACUACGUGAUCGAACUGAUAGACCUCCCACACGUGGUGACCUCAGCUAAGAAAAUGAUCUGCAUCUGAAAAACGUUAUUGCGAGUUCGUAUUGUUAUACAAGCGGUAGUACAGUUGAUGUAAAUGUUGAAUCUAAAAGCCAAAAGUAUAGUCAUUAAAUUUUUCAUACAUAUCUAAUGUUUUGAAAAAAAACAUUACAAGAUAGAGGAUCAAAAGCAAAUCUGAUAUCAUAGCUAAUCAAACGUUGUCAGAACAUUAAGAUAUAUAUAACAUUAAAAGAUACAACUUUUCGAUUACGAUAAGAGAAUAAUUUUGUGGAUGGGAUAUCCUGCUCAUAUAAAAAUCGAAAAGUAACACACAUAUUUAACCAAUAAAGAAAUACAUGUAUUUCUUUAACUCUACGGUUUGUAAACGAUUUUCAGUGAGACAGAGCGUGAAAGAUACGAAAGUGACUGUUACUAAACGAGCAACAAAACAAUUUUAUAUCCGUAGAUAUACAGAAUCCAUCAUGCAUUAAUGUAUCGCUAUCG
This is a messenger RNA of Formica exsecta, 3636 nucleotides long. Its product is annotated as basement membrane-specific heparan sulfate proteoglycan core protein. The coding region runs from base 1317 to 2888 and encodes 523 amino acids. The transcript is spliced from 6 exons. NCBI's taxonomy places the organism in Eukaryota, Metazoa, Arthropoda, Insecta, Hymenoptera, Formicidae. Gene Ontology annotation, molecular function: calcium ion binding. The record is from RefSeq and is a predicted model, not a curated record.